GGUCAGAAAAACUCAGCCAGCCAUCAACGAGUUCGAACACAAACCAGAGCGACUGAAGCUGAUCAUGCUGAGGAGCCCAGGAGAUCAAUCAGAAGGUGUCCUCAGCAGUCCCCUCAAAUGCUUCAAGAGUGGUUGAUUGAGCUGAUCGCGAGCCGUUAUCGGGGACAGAACCGUUAGUGCCGAGACCACGAUGGGUGGGAAGCAGUCCUGCAGUCCGUCCAACAAGGAUCUGAACGAGGUGAGGGUGGUUCCAAGGAGGAAGAGCACAUUCAGAGGGGAUCAGCUCGGCCUUUCCUCAGCUGCAGAGAGGAUCCGCAAAUACACAACGGUGCACUUUGGUUACAGCACCCUGAGCUUAGCCAUGAGGGGGCUGGACGAGACCCCCGCCGAGCUGUGGGAGCUCCGCGAGCUCCAGAAGCUCAACUUGUCCAUGAACGGCUUGUGUUCCCUGCCUCCCACCCUGGGGGCGCUGGACAACCUGGUGGUUCUAAAUUUGUGGGGGAACAACUUGUCCUGCCUGCCCCCUGAGAUCGGCCUCCUGAAGAAGCUGCGUGUGCUCUUCGCUUGCUGCAACUGCCUGAGCAAGGUCCCCGAGGAGCUGGGCUCCUGCACCCGCCUGGAGGUUCUGAGUCUGGCCAACAACCAGAUAUCGGGCCUCCCCAGCAGCCUGGCGUCCAUGCGCAACCUGACCAAGCUCAACCUGAGUCACAACCGCAUCGUUCACAUCCCGACCUGCGUCUACAGCAUGAAGGGCCUGGUGUUCCUCCACCUGGCCUGCAAUCGCCUGGAGACCAUUGCAGACCAGAUCCAGGACCUGGUGAACCUGAAGAUCCUGAUCGUGGAGGGAAACAGUAUACACACGCUGCCCAAGACUUUGUGUUUCUUGGAGUCUCUGGAGCUCCUUAAUGUUGACUUUAACGAACUGCAAAGUGUUCCUGUGGAGUUGUAUUUACUGAGCGGGCUCCGGCGGCUGGCCUGUCACCCGCUGGACAAAGGACUCCAUAUAAUCCACAACCCCCUCCUCAAGCCCAUCCAGGAGGUGCUGCAAGGAGGACUCAGUGCUCUCUACAACUAUCUCAAACCCACAUGA
This is a messenger RNA of Nematolebias whitei (Rio pearlfish), 1090 nucleotides long. RefSeq names its product leucine-rich repeat-containing protein 30-like. The transcript has a single exon. Lineage: Eukaryota; Metazoa; Chordata; Actinopteri; Cyprinodontiformes; Rivulidae. Bases 191 to 1090 code for a protein of 299 amino acids. The record is from RefSeq and is a predicted model, not a curated record. Gene Ontology annotation, molecular function: protein binding.